Molecule: messenger RNA, 847 nt
Organism: Meloidogyne enterolobii
Lineage: Eukaryota; Metazoa; Nematoda; Chromadorea; Rhabditida; Meloidogynidae
Source: the annotation of a GenBank genome assembly
UUUUUCUUUUAAAAUAUUUAUAUUUUCAAUGUCUCGAACAGAACAACGUCAUCAACUUUUAGAAUUAUUAGGUGAAAAAAUAUCAGAGCCUGAAAGGACUGAUUUUAACCUUGAUAGAUGGUUGGAGGCUUAUGAUGAGAACCCUCAACGUGCAGCAGAAGCUUACUUUGAAUAUUUUAAAAACAAAAAAUCUCUAAACUUGGAUAGACCUGAAGCCUAUGACGAUUUUUAUUUGAAGUCUGAUAUGAUAAAUUAUUAUAAUAUUUUUGCUCAGAGCAAACCAACAUCCGAUUGGGUUAAUUCUUUCGAUAAUGGAAUUGUUUUUGUGGAAAUGGGCACAAAAGAUUCGAUAAAAUCAUCAAAAUCAAUCAGAGCAGGAGAAUUUUUACAAUGCUUUUUCCGUGCUUGUGAAUAUUUUCUAAAAAUAUUAUUAGAAUAUGAACAAAAGUGUGGGAAAAGAUCUUUUGGAGUGGCUAUUUUUGAUAUGCAAAAUAUGUCAAUACUUCAAUAUGUUAAUCCAAUGGCACCGAUUAAUCGAAUAUUUGAGGCUCGAGUCAAUGUAUUAAUGUCUUAUUAUUCUGAGGUUGUUAAAAAUAUUGUUAUCGUUAACCCUCCAAGGGUUUUGAAUGUUUUAAUGAAGAUAAUUUCAUUAAUUUUGCCAGCCAAAGUAAUUAACAGAAUCCAUAUAGCUGUCCAGCAUUCUGAUAUACCCAAAUGGAUAUCUAAUGAUUCUAUUCCUGUAGGCUAUGGAGGUUUAAAAAUUAUUAAGGAUGCUGAAGUGCCUGAAACUGGGUGUAAUAUACAAAAAGAAUUGGGGAAUGACGAUUUUAGAGUAAAUUUGUUUUAA